This is a messenger RNA of Lolium rigidum, 1968 nucleotides long. Its product is annotated as beta-glucosidase 31-like. Gene Ontology annotation, biological process: carbohydrate metabolic process. The transcript is spliced from 13 exons. The record is from RefSeq and is a predicted model, not a curated record. Gene Ontology annotation, molecular function: beta-glucosidase activity. Bases 172 to 1743 code for a protein of 523 amino acids. Lineage: Eukaryota; Viridiplantae; Streptophyta; Magnoliopsida; Poales; Poaceae.
GCAUCUUGCCUGGAUUACGCCCGUCCAAGCAGAGCCAAGCCGUGCCGUUCGCUCUCACCGCUCCAAGGUCCCCGAUGUCGUUCCCCCGUUCCAUAGCAUCCACCUGACCACUGCGCCGCUCAUCCGCAUUGCAGUACCAGUAGGGCGGCGGUUUACAUACACGGCCGGGCCAUGGAACAGAGCCGUGGUAGCAGUUCACGCCUGCGCUUUCUUGUAGCCGUCCUCUUGUUCGAGCUCGUCUCCGCUGCCGCGGCGAUUACCCGGGAUGACUUCCCGGAGGGGUUCGUCUUCGGCGCAGGCUCGUCGGCUUACCAGGUCGAAGGCGCGUGGGCGGAGGACGGGAAGAAGCCGAGCAUCUGGGACACAUACACGCACCAGGGCUAUGCAUUCGACCAUGCGACGGCAGACGUGGCCGCAGAUCAAUAUCACAAGUACAAGGAAGAUGUGAGGCUCAUGCAUGAGAUGGGCCUGGACGCCUACAGGUUCUCAAUCUCCUGGUCACGGCUUAUUCCAGAUGGGCGAGGAGCUGUAAACCCAAAGGGGUUGGAGUACUACAACAACCUCAUAGACGAACUCCUCAAACAUGGAAUACAGCCUCACACGACCAUCUACCACUUCGACCUUCCUCAGGCUCUUCAAGAUGAAUACAAUGGCUUGCUCAGUCCUAGAAUCAUAGAGGACUUCACAGCGUUCGCGGACGUGUGCUUCAGGAGCUUCGGCGACAGGGUGAAGCACUGGACCACCGUGAACGAGCCCAACAUCGAGCCACUUGGUGGCUACGACGUGGGCUACCUCCCGCCACGGCGGUGCUCAUCCCCGUUCGGGUUCCCAGGAAUCACGUGCGCCGAGGGAAACUCCACUACGGAGCCGUACAUCGUCGCUCACCACCUGCUGCUCGCGCAUGCCUCCAUGGUGUCCCUCUACAGACGCAAAUACCAGGCUGUGCAAGGUGGACGGAUCGGGAUCACGUUGCUCGCCUGGUGGUAUGAGCCGGCCACAACGAAACCAGAGGAUGUGGCAGCAGCCGAAAGAGUGAAUGACUUCACACUCGGAUGGUUCUUGCAUCCUUUGGUAUACGGAGACUAUCCACCGGUGAUGAAGAGGAACGCCGGGUCCAAGCUGCCGGCGUUGACAGCCGAGGAGUCAGCGAGGGUGCGCGGUUCGUUUGAUUUCGUCGGGGUCAACCAAUACGGCGCCAUCUAUGUUGCAGACGACCCAAGCCAGCUGAAACACGAAUUGAGAGAUUAUUCAGCCGACGAGGCGACCAAAUAUGUCACUCAGCCGUUCGAGAGCUCAAGACACCAGGAGUUUAAGCAGCGUGGACUCGGGCUGGGCAACCACGACGCGCCAUGGGCUCUGAGGAAGCUGCUGGAGCACCUGCAGACGAAGUACGCGAACCCUCCGGUCUUUAUCUACGAGAAUGGAGCUGGGCACGAGCCGGACCCGUCGGGCGGACUCCUGUACGACGACGAGUUCAGGUCCCGUUUCUUGCAGGUUUACAUCGAAGCGGCGCUGCAGUCUAUCAGGAACGGGUCGGAUGUGCGCGGCUACUUCGUGUGGUCAUUCAUGGACGUGUUCGAGUACAUCUUCGCCUACAAGUUCCAGUUCGGCCUCAUCGGCGUCGACUACGGUGCCGAGGGGAGGACGAGGUACGCCCGGAGCUCGGCGCGGUGGUACGCGGGCUUCCUCCACGGCGGCGAGCUCAGAACGGUGGCGCCGGAUGGCUCCAGAGCCUCGUCAUGAUUGACCCAACAUAUGUCGGCGCGGCGCAGAGCACAAAUGAUGCUCCACCGGCCACUAUUUUUUUCCUUCUCAUAAAUAAUGGUUGAUCAAGGUCAGCCUGGCCUUAUGAUUUCAAAAAAAAAAAAAGGUCAGCCUGGCCUUCCACAUAAUCCAUUCAUUUUUAUGUAAUACACACCAUGCAUGUACACACCUCCGUUUUGGAAAUAAGUGACUUGAUUUUGAUUU